AUGACGUCAUUAUAUGCAAACUUGGUAAAUUGGAUCCAGGAAAGAUUUGCUGAAAUGGCAGCAUUGGAAGAAGAGGAAGCUGCCGUUCGUAAUAAGUAUAAGCAUGAAUUUAAUGAUUCGAUCAAAGAAAUUGAGAAGCAUCACUUUGCGCUUAAGGAAAUGUUGAAUGGGUGGAUACUUGAUUGGUUUUUCAACUUCUUAACCUUCACAAAAUUAUGUGUAAAGAAACGGAAUUACCACAGUUUCCAUACUUGGCUUUCCCAAAGAAUUGAUAGUAUGAUCUCCUCUAUGUUGGUAUUAUUCAUGCAAUUGUUAAAGCUAACAGCAGGCACAGAUGCCGAAUCAAAGAGAAAAAAUAGGAAAUAA
Molecule: messenger RNA, 366 nt
Organism: Trypanosoma theileri
Lineage: Eukaryota; Euglenozoa; Kinetoplastea; Trypanosomatida; Trypanosomatidae
Exons: 1
Coding region: 1-366 (121 amino acids)
Source: RefSeq, a predicted model, not a curated record